Molecule: messenger RNA, 474 nt
Organism: Trypanosoma brucei brucei TREU927
Lineage: Eukaryota; Euglenozoa; Kinetoplastea; Trypanosomatida; Trypanosomatidae
Exons: 1
Coding region: 1-474 (157 amino acids)
Source: RefSeq, a predicted model, not a curated record
AUGCGCCGCACCUUCAUUUCCUUUUCUGCUGCAUCGGCAGCUGCCGCCGCACCUGUGACAAGUACUAAAAUGCAGACACUUCAUAAACUUCUUACGGGAGAGGUGAGCUUCAAGAACAAGGCACCAGUAAAGGACUGCAACAUUGUCCAUCAGUUUGGGGAAAAUUGGGCAACGGAGCUAUCUGCUUACGCCAAGACUCUACCGGCGGAGCAGCAGAAAAUUAUUGUACGACAAAUUGCACGUGUUAAGUUAACACGUUAUACCGUGGCUGAGCUUGCGGCAUACUGUGGCGAUGGACCUGCACUCUUGGAUGAAACGGCACGGGCAGCCAAUAUAGAGCAGGGUGUUGCUUUUGUAAAGGCAAAAGGGGUUGAGGCAUUUGAGAAAUAUGUUGCAGAGGAAUCGACGAACGCAAAUUGGAAGCCAGAGGAGGCAAAGAAAUUUAUCGAAGAUGUGAAAGCAAAGGCUAAGUAG